This is a messenger RNA of Knipowitschia caucasica, 1155 nucleotides long. Lineage: Eukaryota; Metazoa; Chordata; Actinopteri; Gobiiformes; Gobiidae. The record is from the annotation of a GenBank genome assembly.
AUGUCACGGUCCAAUAGCGUGAGUCCUCCAGGAGUGGGACAUCCCGGGAUGCGGAGGGGGGUGGGGACUGAGCACAAACCCGCCUGGCCCGAGUCGGUGUCGGUCUCGAACGGCUGCCCUUACGCGUCCUCCAGAGCUCCACCACCUCCACCUCCUCCACCUCCUCCAGCAGCCGCAGCGCGCAGCUCCUCCAACCACCACAACCGCUGGAGAGACCACCAUGACGCGGCCACGGAGGCGCACAUGCACAGAACUCGCCCCACCACCACCACCACCACCACUACCGCUACUGUCAGCCGGGUCAGCUUCCGAUCGAGGUCCGCUUGGCAAGACCACGGCGAGCGGUCAUCCCCCAAGCCGCUACACGAGCUGAGGGCGAGCAAGACCAGUUUGGAGUUGCAGGAGCGCGCACGGACUUCUGGGUCAUGCAGGCGGGUUCUGAGUCCCAGCAAGCUCCCCACGACGACGAGUAACAAACCCACUGAGCCAGAGGAGGAUUACGCGAUGCCCCAAGUGACUGUGGCCUCCUGCUGCGCCAGUGUCCUGCAAGUUUUCAAGUCAAAAAAGUUCCAGUCGGAGAAGUUGGAGAGGCUCUAUCAGCGCUACUUCUUCCGCUUGAACCAGAGCAGUUUGACGAUGCUCAUGGCGGUCCUGGUCCUCCUGUUCUCGGUGAUGCUGGGGUUCCAUUGCGCAGGAGGAGAGGCCAACGCCACUCUUGUCUCCGUCUUCGCCAUAGCCAUAUUCCUGAUCCUGGUGCUGAUGGUGGUGUGUAACCGGAACGCCUUUCACCAGGACCACAUGUGGAUGGUGUGUUACGCGCUGAUCCUGCUGGUGCUGGUGGUGCAGGUGAUCGGCGUGAUGCUGGUGCGGCCCCUGAGCGCGCAGGAGGGAGUGUGGUGGACGGUGUUCUUCAUCCACAUCGUCUACACGCUGCUCCCGGUGCGGAUGCGGGCGGCGGUGAUCACGGGGCUGGCGCUGUCGGGGAUCCACGUGGUCGUGUCGGGGAUGCUCAACGGGACGGAUGGGUUCGUGUGGAAACAGGACGUUCGCAGCCUGGAUACUUCAGUGGGUAAUGGCUUCAAGAUCAUCGGGUCUUUGUCUUUGGGAACAGCUGCAAACGAACCGAGACCUCACAGCGAGCCUCUGAUGAUUUGA